UGCUAUUCGCCCCUAGCACCACCACAUUCUUGCACGAGCCCUGUUCUGCCUCGUCGCCGGCUCUUCUUGUCUCUAUUUCUGCUCUCUGCCUUCAACGCCCGCGACACGCGCUGCACUGGCCCGCGAGCCUACCUCGUUGCACAGGCAACUCCCCUUGGGUUUCCAGCUAUCCCCGCAAUAAUGGCAGCAAACAACAUGAACAAUCUGACUACUCUGAUAAAAAGGCUCGAGGCUGCCACCUCUCGCCUGGAAGACAUUGCCUCGACGUCUGUCGGCCCUGAAACUACCACCGCCAAUGGCUCUGUCUCGUCCGCCGUGCCUCCUGCGCCUCCGAUGCCACCCAGCGGCAGCACAGCUUCCGCCCCAGCCGAGCCAGUGGCUGUCCUACCUCCUUCAGUCGAGGCAUUUGAUGUUCUCCUCAAUACAGAGCUCAAGGCAUGGUUGGAUCUGAGUGCCAAGCUGGGAGGCGUCAUUGACGGACAGGCGAAAGCAGUCAAGCAAGCGUUCGAUGCGCAGCGCGUCUUCCUCCUCGUAGCGACCAAGGCCAAGAAACCAGAUAUGGGGUCUCCGAAAUACAUGGACCUCCUGAAGGAUAUUACACAGGCCAUGACAAAGGUGUCUGAUGUGCGACAGUCCAACAGGGAACCAGCCCUCAAAGAUCCAUUAUCAAUGGUUGCGGAUGGCGUUGACACACUCAGCUGGAUAACCAUAGAGUCGAAGCCCGCGGAUCAUGUCACAGAGCUCUUUGGCGGAGCCCAGAUGUAUGGCAACAAGGUUCUGAAGGAGUAUAAGGAAAAACCAGACCGGACGAAUGUAGAGUGGGUUCAAGCAUACUAUAAGUUGUACAAAUCGCUCGCCGCCUACGUAAAACAAUUCCACCUGACUGGCGUUGCCUGGAACAAAAAUGGCAUCGACGCCAGCGAAGCUCUGAAGCAAGUCAAAUCAUCUCCAGCUGGAGCUGCCACAAAUGGAGCCCCAGCUUCUCCCGCCCCGGCAGGUGCUAUUCCACCACCACCCGGCCCUCCCCCUCCACCAAUGCCCCCAGCACCGAAAGCAAAAGCUGCGGACAUGGGUGCUGUUUUCAGCGCUCUCAACCAGGGAGAAAACGUGACAAAAGGCUUGAAGAAGGUCGACCAGAGCCAGAUGACGCACAAGAACCCAUCAUUGCGGGCUACUGCACCAGUGCCGGAACGCAGUUCCAGCAUCGAUUCAAUUGGACGGAGCAAGAGCCCUGCACCUCCUGGGAAGAAGCCGAAGCCACAAAGCAUGCGCACAAAGAAGCCCUCAAGAAAAGAGCUAGACGGGAACAAAUGGAUAAUCGAGCACUUCGAUGCACCGGGUGACAUCGUCGAAAUCGAUGCCGAAAUCAAUCACUCCAUUCUCAUCUCCGGAUGCAAGAGCACUACUAUUCGUAUUAAUGGCAAAGCAAAUGCCAUUUCUCUCGACAACUCCUCCCGUACUUCGCUGAUCAUCGAUUCCCUCGUCUCUUCUGUCGAUGUGAUCAAGGCCCCCAACUUUGCCCUCCAGGUUCUCGGCGCACUGCCAACAGUUCUUCUCGACCAGGUGGACGGUGCACAGAUUUACUUGUCGAAGGAUAGCCUGGCCACGGAGGUUUUCACCAGCAAAUGCACGAGCAUCAAUAUUAACCUGCCUCCAGAAGAGGAUGGAGGUGAUUAUACCGAGGCGCCAAUUCCAGAGCAGUUCAGGAGUUACAUCAAGAAUGGUCAACUGCUGAGCGAGAUCGUGGAGCAUUCCGGAUAAACCAGCAAGCCUUUCCCAUUUGUUCGGACUAGCAAUCCUGGAGACAACUUUCGGACAGUUAGCAUUGGAUGGAGUUGACUGUUGAGCCAUGCGGAAUUCGCCGGGGUUCUUGGAGCAGGGUGGUAUUUCCCCGUGUAUCACAAGUUUGUAUAGAGCCUUCCGCCCUCCCUUCGUCUUCUCUUCUUUUCAUGAGACAGAUUAGUAUUAGUAAAUUCAAAUCCUUUUUACCUGCUAC
Messenger RNA from Mytilinidion resinicola, 1996 nucleotides. RefSeq lists its product as uncharacterized. The record is from RefSeq and is a predicted model, not a curated record. Gene Ontology annotation, cellular component: cytoplasm. Bases 181 to 1761 code for a protein of 526 amino acids. Lineage: Eukaryota; Fungi; Ascomycota; Dothideomycetes; Mytilinidiales; Mytilinidiaceae. The transcript is spliced from 5 exons. Gene Ontology annotation, molecular function: adenylate cyclase binding; actin binding. Gene Ontology annotation, biological process: regulation of adenylate cyclase activity; cytoskeleton organization.